Molecule: messenger RNA, 1176 nt
Organism: Rhodamnia argentea
Lineage: Eukaryota; Viridiplantae; Streptophyta; Magnoliopsida; Myrtales; Myrtaceae
Product: EKC/KEOPS complex subunit bud32
Exons: 7
Coding region: 157-843 (228 amino acids)
Biological process (GO): protein phosphorylation
Cellular component (GO): cytosol; nucleus; EKC/KEOPS complex
Molecular function (GO): ATP binding; protein serine/threonine kinase activity
Source: RefSeq, a predicted model, not a curated record
CCUCUCGUCGCACCUCUCGCUUCUCGCCUUCGAAUUGAAGUUGACGCACUUCCUCGAAGAUCUCGUGAAGCCACUGCCGAGAAUUAUUUCAAAGCCUCAUUUGACUCGCUUCUGGGUCAACCUUUCACACAGUACGAGAACAAGCAGGGCCUUGCCAUGGAGGUGGAUGCCAAUGCCGGUGGCGGUGGCGGCUCUCUCGUCCUGCUGAAGCAAGGUGCAGAAGCUAGAGUUUUCGAGUCCAAUUUUGUGGGAAGGAGGUGCAUCAUCAAAGAGCGCUUCUCAAAGACGUACCGGCAUCCGUCCCUGGACUCAAAACUCACUUUGAAGCGCUUGAAUGCGGAGGCUAGGUGCAUGACGAAAGCUAGACGCUUGGGGGUCUCGACUCCUGUUCUGUAUGGUGUGGACCCAGUACUGCAUACUCUGACGUUUGAAUACGUGAAUGGCCCAUCGGUCAAGGAUGUGUUUCUCGAGUUUGGAUUGCAUGGUGUCGUGGAAGAGCGUUUGGUUGAUAUCGCUGCGCAAAUUGGCGAUGCGAUUGGGAAGCUUCACGAUGGAGGUCUGGUUCAUGGAGACCUGACCACUUCCAACAUGUUGAUCCAGAGCAGCACCAAUCAGCUGGUUCUUAUUGAUUUUGGUCUGAGCUUUACAUCAACACUUCCAGAAGAUAAAGCUGUUGAUCUGUAUGUACUUGAGAGAGCGCUGCUUUCUAUGCAUUCGUCCUGUGGAAAUGUGAUGGAUCGGAUACUUGCUGCAUAUCGGAAGUCCUCGAAACAGUGGUCGUCUACAUUAAACAAACUAGCUCAAGUGCGGCAAAGAGGUCGAAAGCGUACGAUGGUUGGAUAACGAAGUGCACUGCAAUUCCUGUGGUGAAGACAUUGAUAAUUGAGCAACUGAUAGCUGGAUGGGCUAUAUUAUGCUUCGGUUAUGGUAAUUGUAUUUUCUGUUAAGAACCGCUAAUUUCCAGCGGUGACAUAUUAAUAGACAGUGUAUGACGAUUGGUUGUCCAUUAUUUUCUUUGGCCUAUCGUGGUUCCCUGAAUUUCAGAAAGCAGAUAACAUAGAUUGGAUGACUUCUGAUAGCUUCAGUCCUUCGAACCUGUUUAAUUUAUUGACAUGAUUUAGGGAAUUUGAAGUAAUCAUGAAAAGCAGAAUGCUUUAUCCAGCACAUCUGAAGCCA